GAGAGCUUCAGAAGAACUGAAUCUACUAACAACAGAGAAGAUCACUGAAUAAGAGAGAAGAAUGAAGAUCAUCUGGACUUUCACUCUGCUGAUGAUUCCUGGUGUGGUGAGCUCCAUCAGUGUGACAGGAUAUUCAGGAGGAGGAGUCAGCAUCACAUGCAGAUAUGAUAGAGGAUAUACAGAAAAUGCUAAGUAUUUUUGUAGAGGACAGUGGUCAGAGUGCACAGACCAAAUCAAGACUGAAGAGAAAAACAAAUGGGUUCAUUCUGAAAGAUUCUCUCUGUAUGACAACACAAGAGCAGCAGUUUUCAAUGUGACCAUCAGAGAUCUGAGUGAACAGGAUUCUGGGACGUACUACUGUGGAACUGAUAUUUAUGCAAAAGUAGAUUCCUACACUGAAGUGAAUCUGAAAGUUUUAACAGCUGAUUGUUGUGAGAAGAGCAUCAGUCUAUCAGCUGCUGCAGGAGGAUCUGUGAACAUCAGCUGCAAAUACCCACAAUCCCACAGUGCUGAUCUGAAGAUUUUGUGA
This is a messenger RNA of Sinocyclocheilus rhinocerous, 529 nucleotides long. Its product is annotated as CMRF35-like molecule 3. Gene Ontology annotation, molecular function: transmembrane signaling receptor activity. The record is from RefSeq and is a predicted model, not a curated record. NCBI's taxonomy places the organism in Eukaryota, Metazoa, Chordata, Actinopteri, Cypriniformes, Cyprinidae. The transcript has 3 exons. Bases 62 to 529 code for a protein of 155 amino acids. Gene Ontology annotation, cellular component: plasma membrane.